AGGAUAUCCAAAAGGCUACUAAUCAAGAAGAAUUAAAUGUUUUAAACGACCGCAUAAACGAGUUAAAUUACGGCAAUUUGCCACCGGAAAAAAAACAAGUUUUUCUGGAAGCACUUCAAAAAAAUCAACGAGAUAAAAUACUAGAAGAACUAGAAAAACAAAUGGGUUUAGAAAUUGGAACCAACUGGGAGCAUAAAGAACAAAUUAGAAAAAAAAAAGAAUUUUUCAUUAAUGAAAUUAGGGCUGAGGAGGCAAAACAAUUUUUAGAAAAAGCUCUGGAAAUUGCUGAACUGGAAAUGUCGGAAUUAGAAGGAAACGACUUUAUUGCCGAACUGCGCCAAAUAGAAAAUUCCGAGCAAAAGAUAAUUAAUUUUCGCAUUUCAGCAUUCAAAGAAAUAGUGGAAAAAGGAAUCAACAGAGCACUUAAAAACGAAAAUCCCCAUGUUCCUUAUAACAAACUAACUGGCGACCCAAAAAGUAGCAUUCUCCAAGAAAAUAGCGAACAAGAUAAAUUAAAUGCUUUUGCCGAAACUCUAAGUCAAAUUAAAACCAAGCGUCAGAGAGUUGCUGAGGAUUUACUGCAAGGAUUAAUUAACGAAGAAACCCCUAAUAACCAUAGUGAAUUACAAAAUUAUCUCAACAAUUUACAACGAUUAAUUCCACACAACAACAAUGCUGCGAACCGAACAGCCGAAAGAAAAAAUUCGGACAAUACUGACAUAAAACUUAGUAUCGACCAGACAGAAAUCAGCGAAAAUCUAAAAAAGUUAAGAAUAAUAGUGCGAAGUAAAGAUAAACCUGAGGAAAUUAAAGCCUUGUCAGUGCUCGGAAACUUACCGGAAAAUAGUAAUUGGGAAAAGCGAACCCAGAAUCGAAUUAACGAAUUAAAAGCAGAGAUUGCCAACGAAAUAGAAAGUUUACGUGAAUAUUUGCUAACUUCGGACAAACAAAAACGCCCUUUGAAAGACAGACGAAACAAACGGUAUGAAGAGUUAGAAAAAAUUAAUAAAUCAAUCAAAAAAAUGAACGAAACUGAAGUUUGGAAAGAAUUAAAAGAACUCUAUCAAAAAACUAUCGAUGAAAUCAAUAAUUUCAUGACAACCAGCGAGGGAAGGGAAAAAUUGUCCAAAAAAAAUUUUGUUGCUUAUACUUCUCUCAAUCCCCAAAAUCUUUUCAACCAAGCAAUCAAUAAAAUCCAAGAAUCUAUUAGAAAUUGCAGUAGUGCAGAAGAAAUUGAUAACCAACUAGGACCGGCUAUCAAGGAACUAGAAAAAGACCUAAAUAAUAAGAUUUAUGGACUGAAACUCU
Molecule: messenger RNA, 1308 nt
Organism: Racocetra persica
Lineage: Eukaryota; Fungi; Glomeromycota; Glomeromycetes; Diversisporales; Gigasporaceae
Source: the annotation of a GenBank genome assembly